Molecule: messenger RNA, 2739 nt
Organism: Sebastes umbrosus (honeycomb rockfish)
Lineage: Eukaryota; Metazoa; Chordata; Actinopteri; Perciformes; Sebastidae
Exons: 19
Coding region: 163-2637 (824 amino acids)
Molecular function (GO): ATP hydrolysis activity; protein binding; ATP binding
Source: RefSeq, a predicted model, not a curated record
GGAGACGGGCCAACAAGCACUAAGUCCACUUGGAGAAAGCAGAUCUCAUGUUUUGAUGAACUGUAGCUCGCGUUAGUUUAGUUUUACACUCUGUAAGUCUUUUGUAAGGUUAUUUGAUAAGAAACACUGAGAGCAGAGUUUUCUCCCUCUGGAGGCAGAGACAUGUCGCAAAGGACAUACAACCAACUGUGGGUAGAUGCUCAGUUGGAGUUGAGCCAUCUGCUGACUGAGGAACUGCCUGAUGAGCCCCGUCGCCCAGAAAAGGACAGGGUGGUGUUCUUCCAGCGUCUGGCCAUGCUUUAUGUGCACUACUUGCAGAUCUUCAGACAGCAGGAGAAGGUCUAUGACCAGGUGGUCCAGCCCCAGAAGAGAAGAGUUAUCCGGGCGAUUCUUGAUGGUGUGAUGGGGAGGGUGUUAGAGCUGAAGAAUGAGAUGGUGGAGAAAGAAUUUUCAGAAUACCACUACAUGGAUGAUAUCCUUCACGAUUUGAAGCUUACACCUGCAGACCUUGAGAUCCCUAUCCCUCGCUAUUUCAUCAGCGAUCGCAGCAAAGAAGUCCAACAACGAAAGACGAUGCUGGCAGAUAUUCUUAAAUUGGUGGAGGAUACUGAAAGCCCAGAACCUUUAAUGACCAAGGACAUGAGUCAAGAGGAGGCCAUUAAGAUCAUCCAAGUGUCAGAGAGGGCCCGCCAAGGACGACUGAGGGCCAAGUUGAAUGAAGAGAGCAGAAAUAUGACCAGGAUGUACAGGACCAAAGAGCCUGCACCAGAUGUCAUUGAGUUGGCCUCAGUCUGCAUUCAGAAGGUGUGGAGGGGCCACGUACAGAGGAAGCUGGCAAAGAUUGCUCGGGAUGAAGAAAUGAUUUUUCUGGGAAUGGCCAUGGAUCCAAAAUACCAGGUGACAGUCCCUGCAGAAAUCACUGCCCAGGCCGGUGAAGCUUGUACACGGAUUAAACAGGAGGAGCACGACGAAGACUAUCAAAAGUGUGCAGUGGCCCUCACAAACCAACUACGAGACGUAGAGUGUCACGACAUGAGCAAGACCAUGAAAGAACAGAUCCGACAGUGGUUCAUUGAAUGCCGUGAUGCUAAAGGAUCAUUUCCAGAUUACCCGGACGCAGAGGACGGAGGCUCAGCCCUCAUUUUUGCUGAAAAGACCCCUCAGCAGUUAUUGGAAGACAUUGCUGCAAAGGAAGAGGAGGAAUCCAAAAACAAACCAAAAGGGAAGGAGGAGAAGAAGGAAAAGGAGAAGAAGGAAAAGGGGAAAAAGGACAAGGGGAAGGUUGCUGUGGAAGAAGAGGAGGCUGGGUUGAAGAUGCUACCUUCGGCUUUUCUGUCAGACUUGGAAGUGGUAAACAAAACCUUUGUAGAUUUUUGGCAAACCCGCAACGAGUCCAGAAACUUCAACCAGAGGCACGAGGUGGAGCUGAUCAAGGAAGAAAAGAGGAAAGUCGUUGAGGCAGAGAUUCGAGUACAGGUGGAUGAGCAGAUGAGACAAGAGCUGGCUGAAUGGAAGAUAGCUGUGGAUAAAGACAAGGGCGGUAAAACCAAAGGAAAUGCCAAGAAAAAGAAAGGAUCUAAGAGUGGGAAGAAGAAAAAGAAGGAGAAAGAUUUGACAUCUGAUAGGACUCUUGAGUCUCUGUGUCAGGAGCUGGUGGAACAGGGCUUGUUAAAACAGGCAGAUAAUGUUAAGCUGCAGGAUUACAUGGGUGACUUUAGCUACCUUGGGACCACACUGAGGCAAAAUGACAUUGAGCCCAUGCCGUCAUUGUCAGACGUGCGACAGGUCUUAUCUUUAUAUGCAAUUUUACCAUUAGGCUCUCAGGUGGUGCACGAGAAGUUUCCUCUGAUAAAGGCCAUCCUGCUGGCAGGACCGGUAGGUGUAGGCAAGAAGAUGUUGGUCCACGCAAUCUGCCAGGAGACGGGCGCCAGCCUGUUUGAUCUGUCUCCUCUGAACACGGCAGGAAAGUACCCAGGAAAGAGUGGCCUCGCCAUGAUGCUCCACAUGGUGUUAAAGGUUGCAAGACUGCUGCAACCUUCGGUGAUAUGGAUUGAAGAUGCAGAAAAAAUGUUCUACAAGAAAGUUCCCAAGGAAGAAAAAGAGUUGGAUCCCAAACGCUUGAAGAAAGACUUGUCCAAGUCUCUCAAGUUGAUCAGAGGGGAGGAUCGUGUUCUGAUAGUAGGAACAACUAAAAACCCACUGACUGCUGAUAUCAAGUCACUGUGUAAAAUGUACAGCAAAAUCAUCCUCAUCCCAAGACCUGACUAUGGCUCAAGACACUUCCUGUGGAAGCAGCUGAUCAGAAAGCAGGGUGGCGACGUAACCAGGGCGCUGGACCUCAGCUCUCUUGCGAAAAUUUCCGAUGGCUACACGCCAGGUCACAUAGUCCAGGUGAUCCAGAGCAUCCUCACCAAGCGUCGCAUCAUACAGCAGGCGAACAAGCCGCUGACCGCUGCCGAGUUUGUUGCUCCAUUAGCCAAGAUUGACCCUGUGUUUCAGGAAGAAGAAGAGGCCCUUAAAAACUGGUAUGCCAAGACCCCCCUGGGAAAGAAGAGGAUUAAAGCUGCCGCAGGAAAGGAGGAAGAGGAGAUGGCAGGUAAAGGCAAAGCUGCAAAGAAGAAGAAAGGGAAGAAAUAAGUUUGUUAUCAUGUAUGAUAUUUAUUGAAGCUUGUAUGUGAACUGCCUUCUGAUGGCUGUCCCAUUUACUCCCUACAAAAUAAAUAAAUACAAUUAAAAGCA